AUGAUAUUGACUUGGAUACUAUUUAUAUUUGGGGCUCUAAUUGGCGUGGCGAAUGGUCAACAGGCUUAUUGUUGGGAUCCGUGUACUUAUAAUUGCCCGAAUCGGGCCCCAAGGUAAUUGUUUUUGAAAGUUUUAAAGCUUUACCCUACAUUAGACUACCCUACCCUACCCUACCCUACUCUACCCUACCCUACCCUACUCUACCCUACCCUACCCUACCCUACCCUACCCUACCCUACCCUACCCUACCCUACCCUACCCUACCCUACCCUAGACAUGAGGAACGGUCUAGGCCUACCAUCGGGCAGGGCCGAUCCUAACCAAAGUUUAAGUUGGGCCAGGCAUGAAAACCAAAAAAAGCCACGCCUGUUUGCAACUAAAAAAUCCGGGUCAGGCCUGAGCAAAAUUUAGGUCGGGUCAGGCCUAAAAAUGGGUUCUGCCAUACCCACGGUCCUCUGCCCUACUCUAAAUUACCCAGCCCUACCUAAUUAUUCUGUCUUACCUAGGUUACAGUACCCUACCCUACCCAACCUUACCCUACCCUGUCCUUGCUUAGUAUUCUUAAACCUAGUAACAUAUAUUUUCAAAAUUUCAAAAAAAAUUUUUAAUUUUAAAACUUUUUUAAAAAAAUUUUUUAGGUUAUGUCCGAAUGAAGGAAUCAUGACAUAUUAUGACUGUUGUCAGGAUGGCUGCUGUGAAUUCAUAAAAUGGCCUAAUUUGUAAGUUUUAAGUUGUGACAAAGUGAAAAAUUGACCCUACCCCUGACCCUAAAAAUAAAAUUAAAAUCAAUUUGAAAGCCUAACUCACCUAAACCCUGUCUAGAAGCCCAUAACUCAAAACCUUUCAGAAUCUUCCUGGUAUGUAUAAUAUUCGCCUUACUGUGCGGUUGUGGAUGUUGUUGCUUCUUCCUUAUCACUGACGCACAACGUCGAUAUAAGGACGAAGACGCGAAACGAAGCCGAAGAUGGACCAAAAGUCAACGACGAAAAGACCCUCACGAACUGGAUGUUUCGACCAUUGAUAGUAGUCGAUCGCCAAGAGCUCCACCGCCUCCGCCUCGAUACUACGAACAUCGACGGUCUACUGUGGUGUGA
Messenger RNA from Bursaphelenchus okinawaensis, 1094 nucleotides. Lineage: Eukaryota; Metazoa; Nematoda; Chromadorea; Rhabditida; Aphelenchoididae. The record is from the annotation of a GenBank genome assembly.